This is a messenger RNA of Drosophila gunungcola (fruit fly), 732 nucleotides long. RefSeq lists its product as uncharacterized. Lineage: Eukaryota; Metazoa; Arthropoda; Insecta; Diptera; Drosophilidae. The coding region runs from base 208 to 732 and encodes 174 amino acids. The record is from RefSeq and is a predicted model, not a curated record. The transcript has 2 exons.
UAGUUUUUUAUCAAUUAGUAAUUUACUUUAAUCUUUUGUUUUUACUGGCAAGAAAGCAAUUGUUAACUAUUAUAUUAGUAGUGUAUCGCAGAUUGAAAAACAUAUUUAACUCGAAAAUAAUUAGGCUCCAUACCGUAACAACUUUGACAUCCAGUCAACCAAAUCAACAUUAAAUAGAACUGUAGCAUUGCAAUAUUAGCGUUUACCAUGAGAACUUGGUUUUGGAUCCGUUUGUUAAUUAUUUUCAAAUGCGUUAGCACAGCGCAGCGAAACUUUCGAAUAUUCUACGGCGACAUAAGCGUUAGGAUUUACGACACGGACACAAUCGAAAAGUUUGAUUGCCAGGUUUCUCAAAUUAACAAUCGGAGCUUUGCUGAUUGCCAAUUGAGGGUAAGACAUAGCAUUCCCAAGUUGAAUGUUCGCACCGCCUUGGAAUUUUGGAAGUCAAAUGGUCAAGCAAUGAAGCUGUACGAUGCUCGAAUGGAUGCCUGCAUUUUCAUGGAUAGUGCGCAUAAAAACAGAAUGUUUAACAUAUAUGCAAAAAACUUAAAAAAGUUCUCAAACCUAAAGUGUCCCCUCAAAGCGGUCCGCUUUAAUUACACACUAGAAAAGCUCUAUUUGGACGAGCAGGAUUUUCCCUCAUUUGUACCGCUUGGUUCGUAUCGCAGCUUAACCGAAUUUUAUGUUAACCAAAGUAAUAUAGGAUGCCGCGUUACAGUCCGCGGAAAGUAA